Molecule: messenger RNA, 408 nt
Organism: Grammomys surdaster
Lineage: Eukaryota; Metazoa; Chordata; Mammalia; Rodentia; Muridae
Product: embryonic testis differentiation protein-like
Exons: 2
Coding region: 95-277 (60 amino acids)
Source: RefSeq, a predicted model, not a curated record
UCUUUUCUCACUGCACAACAGGACUACAGGUGCAGACGGACACCCAGAGCCAAGGCUUUCUCCGUUGCCUCGAGGCCUUUGGAUAAUAUCAGCCAUGGAUAAUGAAAAUCCUGAAGCUGUUCCCAGCCCACCAGAACAGAACAUAGAGGUGGUCCCACCGAAAGAGUUAAAAAGCCAGAAGCCCACCAAUAAUAUUCUGAUCUAUUUAAUUGACAGGAAGCUGGGGAAGCCCAGAAAUGAUAUGGAUUUGUUUGAAUGGGUUUGGACAGUAAAAUAAAGUGUCCUCUCCAGAAUAGAGUGGCCAUUGCCCAAAUUCAUGUUUAUGUCUACUUGAAAUAUAUGUUUUAAAAAGAAGUGACCUAACAAGCCACUCUCAUGAUAGAUCCAUUAAACUAGUCUUCAUUGCAA